CUGGCAAUAAGGGAAGAUCGCGAGGACAAACCAAAAUUACAUUCUCCGCUCAUUCCGCCUGAAAAUCGCAUCCGCGACCCGACACGGAAGGAUCCCCGUGGACGACGCUCGCUUGUUGCGCCGCGUGCAGGCGUCGUGGCCGUGGACGGCAGUGGAAGACAAGACUCCUACCAUUUCAAGAAAUCAUUGCGGAUGACUGACUCAGCUAAACGUCGAAGCAUGUUGUGUUAAAGAAACACUUAUGCAGGUGGAUCCUACACUAAUGAAUGUAGGGGAUGGCGGCACGGUGAGCAGAGAGAUCAGUGCUCCAAAUAAAGCGUCCACUACUAUGGUGGGAAAUCCCCCCCAGACGCUACCCCCUGAGUUCCGAGGAGAUGUUACCCUCAGUCAGCAAAACAAAGCUACUACAACAACAGACUGUAAGACAGCGAGAGUCUGCCCGGACACUUCCAAUUACAACCACAGCCUGCAGCUUUCCCCACCUCAGCAGCUCAACCAUGCGUCGAUGUCUGGCCCAGUCCUCCGCAGCUCAGAGAAUAGGGCAGACACCAGAGAAGACACACCUAAAUUAAAAUCUGACGCCCUCCCCGCACCUCACCGGUCAACUGGAGGAAAAGUCAGCCCAGAGGACUCGCUCGAGCCCAGUCACGGCCUUGUGACGUCAAAAGUGGAAUCAGAAAAAAGCGUUCCACCUGGUUUCCAGCACUCGGUGCUAAAACCAGCCCAUCCUGUGGCCUUUCUCCCACCUGCCAAUUUCUCCUCUCCACUUUGUAAAAUCGCUCUCCCACCAGCACUGGGUCCGAUUGCAGCAUUGAGAGAAUCAACUGCCAGUCAGUAUCAGAAAGACAUUCAGCCUCAAAGCUCAGGUGUUGCCGGAUCAACUCUUAUGCAGCCCCUCCCCUUUCCUUUCCAGUCAGGAGCUCCGGACAAAAAGAUUUCAAAACCCAAAUCUAACCAUUCAACUUGUAAGACCACCAAAUCUGCAGGGGAACUGAAGACGUUGGCCUCUGCCGUGGCUUCGCCAACCAUGGCUCUACCAUUGCAGCACCCCUCGCUGACCUCCGCUGCGCCCACCUGCUACACUUUAUCUCCCACGGCUGCCAUUUGUUGUGGCUCGGCGCUGGCUAGCAUCACCUCACAAAGCCGGAAGCUCAAUCAUGUUGAGAAAAACAUCAGUAUCGACAAGACCCCCAUCACUCCUCUGAAAACAAUCCCCCCUGCUGCUUUAGAUCACCAAGCUGUUUCUUGCCCAUUUGAAUCAGGGGAUGUACCCCUGGAUUUAUCUGCUAAAUCUAAACGUACAAAAUGUGUAGUUGACUCCCAGGUUUCCAAGACCGAGGCCGGAAAUAAAUCAAAUGUCUCAGAGUCCAAUCGGAGGGAUUUUCUGAACUCAAAAAGUAACCAUUCUUCAACAUAUACUUCCGCUGUCCCGUACCCUGUUUUACCCAACACACACAAAAACGGAUCAAAUCAAAAGCAGCUACAUCGGCCACAAAACCACCAGGUGACAGAACCGAAACCAUUGUGGUGCAAAGGGUCUCCUCAGGACCCAAUUAAAAAUAUCCCAGGAACUUAUGUAGGUGUGGCUAGCCCCAUACUGGCCUCUACUCUUCGAGGGAAAGAUGGAACCUUCGGCGAUGACUUUCAGAGUUUUGCCAAGCAGGAGCUUAUUUCUAUCAUCGACCAAGGAGAACAUCUAGCCUCAGUAGGAAAGAAGCCAUCCUGUCUUACCAAGUGUAACCAACAUGCUCAGGGUGCCAAGCAUGUUAAAAACACCAGCACAAGCGCUAGUAAGAACUGUCCAGCUAAAGGAGCCCUACUGACUGCCCUAUCCAGCUCCACUAAUAUUCUCCAAAAAAGCGCAACUAUCAAAACGCAGGUGCCCUUCUCUCCCAGUGUUGGUCAAGUGUGGCAACAAUCAUCUCAUCAUCCACAUCCAGCGUUUUCUGUUCCUAGGAAAAUUCAACCAGGUUCCCCAAAGGCCACCACAGGUUCAGGCGUUUCAAAGUUCCACGGUGCGCGCAAGAGCCCCCCCAAAACGGACAGUGAUAGGUGGGACAGUACGUCUCCCCUGUCUAACCUCGCCUCCAUUGUGAAGCAGCAAACUCUGGAAGCUACUGCGCUCGCAGGAACUGUUCAGGCAGGGGUGCUAUCGUCCAGGCUAGCUGACAGUCACACGCUGAUGAGUGAUUCCCAAGUAAGAAAUACGAACCUAAAAAACCCACUUUUCUGUUCGGUGGAAAAAAGGGCUUGUGGGUCAUUCCAAGGGGACUCGAGUAACGCUUUGAAAAUACUUGAAAAGGUUAACGCCAUGGGGACUUUGGACGCUAGCACAGAUAUACACACCAGUAAACAAGUUGGGGCCAAGAAUGGCUCCUCGAAGCCCACCGGCCACUCUCAUCCUGUCAAGGGCAGCGCAUCAACAAAUGGGAACCGGAUGGACAGCAAGUUAGCCCAGGUUUUGGAAGGAACUACACUAAAGACGGAAAGUAACACGUCGGACAACACCCGCAGUGAAAAGUACCAGGGUAUCGUCGCCUCCAUCCUAACAAGCCAGCGCUCGCGAGAUGACAAGUUUGAGAAGACGACAAACGGAACCAAAGAAGAGUCGCCGACCAAAGCAAAAGCUGCUGCCAUUAAACAAAAGAAUGCCAGUCCUAAAAAGCCCGUGAAGGUGAAGUCAUCACCAGAUCUGUCAAAGAAGGCUGCGGAGAAGAGAAAGCAAGAUAGUCCAAACAACGCGCCUUGCCAAAAGAAGCCGAAGAAACCAAGUGCACCUGUUCUGGAGGAGAGUCUGUCGGCGGGAAAACAGUCCCUGCAGAGUGCUGAGCAGGUUCCAGCGGAGAAAGCCCAACCCUGCAAAACAGAGCAAUCAACUGCCACUAAACAAGAUGCAGAGGUCAGUUCGGAGAGAUCAGAGGCCAAGAACACAUCUGACUGUAACGAGAGCGACUCUCCAGACAUCUCUUCCCCGAGACUCAGGAAGGGACGGCGGCGAGCCGAUGAAGCCAGACACGACCUUUGGGGCUUUGCUACACCUUCUCCUCCACCCCCAAAUAUUCUUCUCUUGCCGACCCCGCCUUCGCCCCCAUCCACACCCACCCAACCAGCACGCCGUCCACGAGGGCGACCUCGCUCAAAACCUCUGCCCGAUCAGACAGUUCAGCAGAACAAGGGCAAGACGGACGGAGACUCGUCGGCUCAUAAGAAGCGCAAAAGGUACAGGAGUAAGAAGUAUCAGACUGGCGACUACAUUACGGAGAAACUGGAGGAUGGGGAGACGCUGGAGGAAUCGGACUCCAUGAAGCAGGAGGAUACUACUGCAGAAGAUUCUCAGCUGAGUCCUGCUGCCUCGAGUCCAGAUCCUUCCCCUCGGAGACCCCCCUUCACCCGCUCUGGCUCGAUCCACUACCAGGACAGUGAGCUGUCACCAGAACGUCCCGACAAGCCCUCAGGGAAGAGGAAGUUCAAAAGCAAACACCUGUGCGACGGCAGCGAGUCCAAGACGAAGACCAAACGCGGCAGCUUAACCAAACGGUCACUUCCUCUUGAUGAAGAUGAGGUUGAGGUGAAAAGAGAAGACAGUACUCCUCCAUCUACCAAGAGUUUGCUGAACUCUCCGACUAAUAAUAAAAGAAACAGAGAUUUGGAGUCUUCUCCCAAAAGGCCUAUUCCACCCGAGGUGCGUCGGCUAAUCGUGAAUAAAAACGCUGGCGAGACUUUGCUGCAGCGUGCGGCUCGUUUGGGCUACCAGGAAGUGGUUCUGUACUGUCUGGAGAAGGAUGUCCGAGAGGUCAACAGGCGGGACAACGCCGGCUACACUGCUCUGCACGAGGCCUGCUCGCGGGGUUGGACGCAGAUCGUGGAGAUCCUCCUGAAACACGGAGCAGAUGUCAACUGCAGCUCUCAGGACGGAACACGGCCUCUUCAUGACGCAGUGGCCAGUGACAACCUUCCCAUCGUGUGGUUGCUUCUCAAUCAUGGCGCCGACCCGACGCUCGCCACCUACUCUGGACACACGCCAGUCAAGCUCGCGCACAGUCAGAGCAUGAAGGACUUCCUGUCAGAGUACUUCACUGACCUGGAGGGCCGCGGGGAGCAGGAUCCCCAGACGUCGUGGGAGUUCUACAGCAGCUCCCUGUUUGAGACGGAGCAGGAACCGUGUUGGGACUUCCUGCUCACGGAGCAGAACCAGGAGCAGGAGACGAGCGAGACGAAGAACCCGGAAGUGGAAUCGGACAAAGACUGUCUGGUGUUUGAACUCUCAUCCGAACCGCUUCUGCCCUGCUACCAUGUUCAGGUGUCACUAGCACAAGGCUUCUGCAACUGGUUCCUCCUGGCCGAUGUGGUCAAGCGCCUGAAGGUGUCGGAGCGGAUCUUCCAGGCCCAGUACCCGCACCUAGAGGUGGUCAGCAUCUCACGGGACGAAUUCUGCAGCCAGGUGCUGGUCAGCCAAGUGAGCUCAGGGCUGGCGUCGCCACGAAAAGGCAAAAGUAAGGAGGAGGAGGAAGACGGGAGCGAUGAAGACGAGGGACUUGUGCACUUGGUGAGGUGUGUGCCGGAACUGCAGAGACUACUAGGCUCAUCCAUUCACUUUCUCGGCGAGGAAGACGAGGAAGAGGACGAGCAGACCAGGAAGAGUCGAUAGCCUCUGAAGAACUCUGACACCGAUAACCUUUGACCUCAGACAGAAGGAGAUUAAGAGAUCGCAGCGGUGCCACUUCACGGACCUGCACGCAGGAGUGGCCGGUGCUGGUCAGCAGCUUUCAGGUUCUCAACUCUAUAUUUGAAAUACGCGAACAAACCUUUUUUUUUUUAAAACAAGGAUGGCACCAGACUCACCUGCCGUCACAGAGCGGAAGUUCAGCAGGCGUCAGGCGAACGCAGACUUUUGUGUAGCUAUUUUUGACAUGAGCUGAUCAGAGGAUUGUGUCGGUGUGAACUCUGGCGUGAAGACGCUGAAGGUCGGGACGGAGUCUCAGGAGAGACCACAUCACGUUCCCUCACCACAACCAUGUCAUACAGCUGAAAGCCUCCACUUGAGGGAAAACCUUUGAUCAUAAAAGUCCGCUUUGGUUAUCUACAUCAUUGUAGGAAUUUCACUUGAAGUCACACUUUUUUUUCACAACCCAAAUAUUUAUUUUAGUUAUUGAAAUAGCAUUAUUUGAAUUAUACUAUUUAAAUGUAUUAAGUAUUAAAAAGUGUUGUUCAAGUGAAGAAGUCUGCCUUGAUUUUCUGAAUUAUUUUUUGUUCUAAAUUAUUAGGUUGAAAUUAUUCAUCUAAAUCUGAUUUAAAUCCUGACUUAGUGACAGCUAGUCCCUUCAUGUGCUGUCUGAAAAAAAUGAAAAAUAAAUGUCUAUUCAGAAAAUCAAGGCAAACUUUGAUAAAAUAAUAUUUUUCAAAAUUCAAAUUAAAGGACAGUCACAUCAUUUAAGACACAUGAGUGUGAUGUUCCAGCGAGCACAUGAACGCACCACCAGGAAGUUGCAGAAAUUUGAAUCCUCGGAUUUGUGUUUGUUUUUUUCCCUCAAGUGGAACGCCAUUUCACCACAUACACUUUGGGAGCUUCCCGUUGUGUCCACGAGUCCUGUGGAUCCCCCUCGAAGGACAAGUCCUGAACCUGCUCCCACUUCCCUCUGAGUGCUUUUUGUUGCAGUGCUCUCUCCACACUGUUUUUGUUUUUUUUUGCUUUAUUUAAUAGUCAUUAAUAUAUUUGACCUCUUGUGUGUCUGAUCCUGGGGAGAAGUUGCUUUGUCAGGUUGGUGCUUUUUUUUUUUUGUCAGAAUCCCUUUAUUCCUCCCUCGCUCAGAGUGUUUCGAGAAAAAAGGCAGAAGUACAGUUUUAUUGUACUGGUGCUAAGAAAGAUUUUGUGUUGACAAUCAAUGAUAUUUUGGUUUGAGAUCACAAACUGAUGAACAUAUUUAAAGAGUAUAGUGGCGCAGGAGAGGAAACACCAGGAGUGAGAGACUGUGAAAGAGACUUUGAUUCUUUUUAAGAAUAAAGCAUGACCGUGAAUCAUAGUUCCCUUUUCUGGUGUUUAUGAGAAGUAGAUUAUUAAAAGAUU
Molecule: messenger RNA, 6064 nt
Organism: Synchiropus splendidus (mandarinfish)
Lineage: Eukaryota; Metazoa; Chordata; Actinopteri; Syngnathiformes; Callionymidae
Gene: bcorl1
Product: BCL6 corepressor-like 1
Exons: 12
Coding region: 242-4648 (1468 amino acids)
Biological process (GO): negative regulation of transcription by RNA polymerase II
Cellular component (GO): nucleus
Molecular function (GO): protein binding; transcription corepressor activity
Source: RefSeq, a predicted model, not a curated record